AUGUUGAGUCGCAAGUCAGACACGUACGCGUUCGGCAUCAUCCUGCUGGAGUUGGUGUCGGGUUGCUCGGCCCUGGACGCGCGGUUCAAGCACCUGCGCAAGCUGGUGACGGCCAAGGACUUUCCCGACCCCACUCUCGUGGUGGACCCGCAGCUGCAAGGCCAGUGGCAGCUCAAGCAGGUGCUCGUGGCGUUCACAGUCAUCAAGUUCGCCAUCUUGUAUGACUGGGAGCACCGGCCCGGCAUGGAUGUGCUCUGUGAAAAGCUAAAGAACCUCAUUAAUGACAUUGUACGCGUCUCACUGAACCGUUCGCCAUCCACGUGGCUGGCAUGCUGUCACUCUGCACGUCCACCUCCCACCAUUGCUGCAUGCAUCCAACAUGCGCUGUUCCAACGUCUAGUAGCCUCCUCCCCUCCUACCCUCCUCCCCUCCUUCCCUCCUCCCCUCCUACCCUCCUCCCCUCCUUCCCUCCUCCCCUCCUCCACUCCUCGCCUCCCCUCCUUCCCUCCUCCACUCCUCGCCUCCCCUCCUUCCCUCCUCCACUCCUCCCCUCCUUCCCUCCUCCCCUCCUCCCCUCCUCGCCCCCCCUCUCACCCGUCCAAGCACCCCCUUUUCCGCCUGCCUCUGCGCCCACCAACCCUUGGUGCGCCCCUCGUGCUCCCCAUCUCCCACCCGCACGUCUCCCCCGCGUCCUAG
Messenger RNA from Closterium sp. NIES-65, 696 nucleotides. The record is from the annotation of a GenBank genome assembly. NCBI's taxonomy places the organism in Eukaryota, Viridiplantae, Streptophyta, Zygnematophyceae, Desmidiales, Closteriaceae.